AAAGGGGAGGGGCUAGGAGGUGGGCCGACCAACUGUAGGCAAGUGUGUGUGUUCGUCUCAACGUUGCACGAAAUGUGUCUCCUCUCAGCAAAGACAGAGUAACGGGAGACGUGCUGAUCAACGGUUUUUCUUUCUAUUGAAAGUUUAGUUUUUUUGUCGCCUUGACACUGUGUCGAUGUUAUCCUCUGUAUAUUAAAACAUUCCGCUUGUAAAACGCAAUAUUUAUUAAGAGCUGCCGACUUCGUUUCUACCAAAGAGUGUCCGCUUCCCCUCCCCUCGAUGAAGCGCUGCGAUGCCCUCUGAUUUUAUAUCCCUCCUUAGCUCGGAUCUCGACCUCAAUUCCCCCAAAUCUCUAUACUCAAAAGAGUCGGUAUAUGACCUCCUCCCCAAAGAGCUCCAGCUGCAGCCGUCGUCCACCCAGACGGACCCGCCCACCAUGAGCCAGAAGAGUGGGGGAGAGGCGGGACCUCUUCCCUCUGCAGCUUUGGCUUCAGAUGCCACCUCCAGCCCCUCUGCCUCUUCGUCCUUGGCCAUGGGAGUCUCAUCCACUGGCUCCUCUACCUCGUCCUCAGACCAUCCCAAGGGUCCCCAGCAUUUCCACUCCACCGGAGGGGAUGGAGCUGGAGCUUCGGAGAUUCAAGUUAUGGAGGGUGCUGUAUCUGCCCCCAGCAGAGGCAACGGUGGAGCAAACACUGCAACAGGAGACAUAGGGUCAGGAGUGUUGUCGGGGCUAGGAGCCCAGCAGCCUCAGAACACCCCAUCAAAACGGAGGCCCGUGUUGAGCAUAUCCCCGCCACCCGAGGACCUAUUUGACGACAGCCAGAUGUCUAGCCAGGACGAGCCUGCCGUAUCUGGUCCAACGGGUCCAGACUCCGAGCACAGCAGCAGCAUGUGGGCUGAUGACUCCGUCUCCAACUUCAGCUUGAUCAGCUCCGUCUCCUACAACGACAACACGGAGGUGCCGCGCAAGUCUCGGAAACGCACCCCCCGCCAACGGCCCGGGCCCAAGCCUGCUCCUCCAGAGGACAGCAUGGAUGUGUUUGAUGCUGACAGCGCCAAGGCCCCUCACUUUGUCCUAUCCCAGCUGGGCACAGACAAGAACAGUCCCAUAGCCAGCUCUCUUGAGUCAGGACCUGCAGUGAAGGGUGGGUCACUGUCUACUCAGUACCCCCAGAGGAGUGAUGGGAAAGAGCUAAAGAUUCUGGUGCAGCCAGAGACCCAGCACAGAGCUCGCUACUUGACAGAGGGCAGCAGAGGUUCUGUCAAAGACCGCACACAGCAGGGAUUCCCCACUGUCAAGUUGGAAGGUGUGAGUGAGCCAGUUGUGCUGCAGGUGUUUGUUGCAAAUGAUGCAGGCAGAGUGAAGCCUCACGGUUUCUACCAGGCGUGCAGAGUGACGGGACGCAACACCACUGCCUGCAAGGAGGUGGACAUAGAGGGCACCACUGUCAUUGAGAUUCCUCUAGAGCCCAGCAGUGACAUGACACUCGCGGUGGACCGUGUAGGAAUUUUGAAGCUGCGUAAUGCAGAUGUGGAGGCCCGUAUUGGUGUGGCAGGGUCCAAGAAGAAGAGCACACGGGCCAGGCUGGCCUUCAGAGUCAACAUCUCCCAACCUGAUGGAUCAGUACUUACUCUACAGGUCGCCUCAUCGCCCAUCCUCUGCACCCAGCCAGCAGGAGUUCCAGAGAUCCUGAAGAAGAGUCUUCACGGCGGCUCAGUGAGAGGAGGAGAGGAAGUUUUUAUCAUCGGAAAGAACUUCCUCAAAGGAACCAAAGUUAUUUUUCAGGAGAAUAUUGCAGAUGAUAAUUCCUGGCAGGCUGAGGCAAAGAUUGACAUGGACCUUUUCCAUCAGAACCAUUUGAUAGUGACAGUGCCGCCAUUCCACAACCAGUCAGUCUCUUCUCCUGUUUCUGUGGGAAUCUUCGUAAUGACCAAUGCUGGUAGAUCACAUGAUCCCCAGCCCUUCACCUAUACUCCAGACUCAGCUGACGACUCAAAUGUCCGGACAGUAAAAACAGAGGGGCCCUGCCUGGUCAAGACGUGUAUAUUUGAUGGCCAGAUCAAAUCUUUAUCAUCUGAGCAAACUGACAGCUCUGCUCCGCCUUCCAAACGGCAAGAGGACACACCGAUGGAAGUGUCUAGUAAUCCACCAUGCACGGAUGACUUUAAGCCAUCCCCUGACCCUCUUGUCACGGUGCAGCAGACACUGGAGCUCAGCUCUGGUCCUCAUCCCGGUGGAGAGUCCUUUCAGAGCCCAAUGCCCCUCCAACCUGAAGACGUGGAGCUUGCCCAGGCGCCCCCUGUCUUCCCCAGCCUAGAGUCUCUCAGCACCAUACAAAAGCAGGACAUUGCCCCCACGGCCUCCUUUCCAGUGCCGGGCGAUACUACAAUCCCCCCCGUGACAGCAGAAGUCCCCCAGCAGUUCCUCCGAGACCCUCAGGACAGCAUAGCUCCUGAGAGUUCCAAUAAUAGUGGAGGGGUGGUAGUAGUGGCCAUGCCCCAGAUAGCGACUCCCUCUCAGCCCCAACAGUCACAGGUUCCCCUGUUCCCCCAGGAAGAGGUGGCCCAGCUGGAGAGGGCAGUGAGGGAGCUCCAGGCUGGAGGCAACACCACGCUCCAGCAGGUGUUUGAGGCGGCUGUAGCCCAGCAGCAGCUCAACUCUGUGCUGUACAGCCCCACCCCCUCUGCAGACUCCCUUCAACAGCAUGUCCAGGAGAACAUGAACAGCCUUAGAUUGGGAACCACAGAUAAUUCACUAUCAACACAGCGACAGCUACAGAUACAACAACAACAACAACAACAUCAGAUACAGCAACAGCAGAUACAACAGCAUCAACAGCAACAACAACAGAUACAACAGCAUCAACAACAGCAUCAGCAACAGCAGAUACAACAGCAACAGCAGAUACAACAACAACAACAGCAACAGCAGAUGCAACAGCAACAGCAGAUGCAACAGCAACAACAGAUGCAACAGCAGCAGCAGAUACAACAACAACAACAGCAGAUACAACAACAGUUUCAACAGCAUCAACAACUGCAGCAACAACAUCAAAUCCUUGGUAACCUUCAGCAGCAACACAUACAGCAGCAGCAGCAAGUUCUUGGCAACAUGCAGAUCCAACAGCAACUUAUAUUACAGCCACAAGACCAGCAGCAGCAGCAGCAAAUCAUAGAGAAUAUUCAACAGCAACAGUUGCAACAAAGUCAGACACAACAAGUCCUUAGCAACAUCCAACUUCCGGAUCAGCAACAGCAAAAUCAAAUACUUAACAAUUUACAACAACAUCAGCUACAACAGCAGCAGCAAAAUCAAGCAUUGAGCAAUUUGCAACAACUACAAGAGCAGCAGGUGUUGGAGAAUUUACAGCAGCACCUUCAGGCUGAGUUGCUUCAACCCCAGAUCCACUCGUCCCCCCAAGUACAGCAGCCAGUGUCCCUCCUUCAGCAGGCUGGAGAGCUGCUCACCAUUCAGACCAGCUUCCCAACACAGCCCCCAUCCCACACAUCUCCCCCACAGCAGCUGUUUCAGUCGCCCAGGCCCCUGGCUGAGACCCAGGGCUCCCAACAGCAGGUCCAGGCUGCCCUGCUCCAGAAUACGCUGACUGUUCUGACUAGUGGCAGUCUGAACUCCGAGCAGCAGCCUCCAGGGUCAACCCUGUACCUGUCCCCAAACCCUCAGCCCCAACAGCAGCAACAGCAGCUGGCAUUCAUCUCCUCAAUGGAGACUUCUAACGGUCAGCCCCAGUCUGUUGCAAUGUUUCAGAACCAACCCCAAACUCAGCUUUCCCAAAUGCAGCAGCAGAGCACCCCCAUGGAGCAGCAGCAGUCUCCGCAGCAGAACCAACAGCAGCCACCGCAGCUGCCAAUGGGCCAGCAGAGCUCCUUGUUCCAAAGUAUCCCAAACCACUCCCAGGUUAACUCUGUCCCCCAGAGCCAGCUUUCCCAACCCCAACAGACGGGCCUCCUCCUGUGCACCACCGAUCUUAACCCCCAGGCUAUUCCCCCAACUAUUCUCUUCAGCACCCAGACCCAAGGCCCUUCACCUAUGGGGAGCAUUGGCGUUGGAAUCCAACAGCCAGACCCGGCAGAGCCCAUGUCCUUCCAAGACCAGAGCUCGUCAGGCAGCAGCUCCACAUCCACCGAGAACCAACAGCAGAGCCUGUUCCAGGAACAGCAGCCGAUGCAAGUGGGCCCAAGUUCCAUCAGCGUCCAGAGCUCUCAACCUGUGGAGCUGUUCUUGCCACAGACCUCUCUGUCCAGCCUGCAGAGCACUAUUGGCUCACAGGAGCUGAACAACCAGGCUCCAGCCCCUGGCACAACCAUCUUUGUGGUACAGGGGGGUGUGGGUGUGGUACCCAACCCUGGCCAGCAGCCCCCGGAGCAGCUUUUCCAGACAACUGUGGGUGGGAAUGUGGCCCCACAAGGGCAGGCCAAUCUGUUUGUGUUUGGCAUCCAGAAUGACUCCCCCCAGCUGCUCAGUUCCUCUGGACCCGCCCUGCCAGUUCAGGGCCAGCCCCAGAACUCCAGCCACAUGCAGCCUCUGUUGGACCAGCCCAUGGCCCAAGCUGCCUCCACAAUGCCAGCCACCAUGCACAGCAGCUUACAGAACACCCUUCAGGCACAGAUGCACUCCAGCUUAGAGAACGCCUUGCAGACCAGCCUACAAAAUGCAAUGCAGGCAAACACACAGACGGCUCUGCAGUCCAGUUUACAGGCAACCAUAGAAACAAGCCUGCCAACUCCAAUGCAGACCAAUCUACAGACGCAGAUGCAGAACAGCUUACAGAAUCAAUUGCAGGCAUCGAUAUCUGCGUCGUCCAACAUGGAUAAAAUUUAGGACCUACUGGGAGAGUCUACAGAAGCGAUGAUUAAUGAUUGGACCAUGUGGGCACAAAGGAGAGUGAGUGAUACGUAGCCGAGAGUUUAAUGUCCGUAUGUCGACAAAUAGAACGGUGGCGUGCGGUGUUUUGUGUCAACGCCACAAACCUUAGAAACUUUUAAAUAUGUAAGAUUUAAAUGCCCCUUUUACCCCAAAAACCCAAAUUAUGAGCUCAUGUAACUCCCUGUUUUUAUGGAAUAUUUAUAAUUAAUUAUAUCCUUCAUACACCCAUUGUCCUUGAAUUGAAGAAUCCGCCUUUGUUAUUACCCCUCUUGCGGGAUCAGAGAGGCCUGUAAUAACUGCUUUAUCCAUCAGUCUCAGAAAUACAGUGUUUUAUUGUGAGUGUUUUAAUAAUGUGAACCGAAGAGAUGAUGAUGAUGAUUUUAAAAAAACAACAACCUGCCAGGUUUGGUGGAAAAACUGGAAAGGGACAAAGAAUGUCAGCGACAAGGAAAUGGGAGAAGUAAUGUGAUGGAGCUGAGUGUGUAAGAGCAGGCAGAGUAGAUGAAACGGCCAGGAGUGAAUAUCAGGUUGCACGUAAGUGUCGGAUAAAGGCGGAAUCUUAUUGAGUGUGUGUGAACUCCACGCCUUCACUUCACUCUGAGAGGUGGUCUUGUGUGAUGUGUUUCUGUUUUGUUCAUAAUUACCCGGCAUAGAAGCAGGGAUUGAAUAAUGUCCCCACUCACUUUUAACUUUUGACGCGGAUAUGCAUUCGUCAACAAUUUUGACUGAAAUCUACUCUAAGAGUAAUGACUAUUAAAUGAAGUACAUUUGUAGAAUGUUUUGCCUCAAUCAUGUACGAGUGUGAAGCUGUGCAGACUCUACCGGGAGCGUUCAAAUAAUGAUCAACUCCAAAAACAAAAAAGAAGGCAUCGCACACCAAAAUGAGUAUUGGGUUUCCCCCAAUGUGCAGAAAGAGGAGGGACUAUUAAACACUCUCAGAUGAGAUUCCCCCUCGUGUGCAUAAUGUGACUUGCCUGUUGAUUUGGCCCCUCCCAGUGGUUUCAUAGGUUUAAGGCCUCAUUACUGGGAUUGUAGAAGCUUUCUUGGUGAAAUUUCAAGAAGCGCUCAACGAUAUAAUGUGUGUAUCUUUUUUUGUUUUGAAGAAGUUGGUAACCCUCUACCACGUUAAUGUGGAUAGAAAGAAGCUUUUUCCACUAGUGAAAAUGGAGUGUUGUGUGGUUUUUAUAAACAUUUUAUCUCAAGCACUUUAUAACCUCUAGCUAAUCCUUAUAUCUGUCCACAGCUCCCUUCUGACUCCAGCUGAGUUUGUACUUGGAAAACGUCCAGUUAAAAACCCGAAAUAACACACAGCAGUUACCUUUUGUAAAAGGUAAAUACAUCUUUGCCGAGCAUUUUAACAUUUUGUCAUGUCUGAAUACUUCUUGAGGUUGAGGACAGCUUUGUAUAGAAUGUCUACUCACUGUUGAAUUCCUCUUUGUAUUCAGUCUCAGUGGUCCAGUCAAGUCUGUCUAAACAAACAGCCAUUCCCACAAAAGCAUUGUCAUUUGUCAGUGUUGGAGUGGUAAGUAGGCCUUUGUGUUUCUCACACUGACAAAACACCCAAAAUAUUCAUUGAUUCAUUUAGUCUGUGCAUUGAAAUGAAGGAAUUGUCAUCGUGUUUCUAUUUGUACUAUUUACUGUUACUGUCACUUGAGACUGUUUUACCUUGUGUUGUGUUAGAUAUUUUAGUUUUCGUCUCAGUGUUGGUACCGCGUGCUGGCCGGCGCCAUGUGAAGUUGGCUUCCAGUAACCGUCCCUUGUGUUGUGAACAGGGGCUGACUGGUAAAUGAAGUCUCUGUUACAUAGAGGCUGACAUUUUGGUUCUAUCUACGGUGCUAUGUGCAGGAGGCCAAAUUCCCCCCCCCCCCCCCCGCCCCUAGGAAGGUGAAGUCAUGACCUGCCCUACUCUGUCUCUGAAUGGCUUGCACUUGUUGGUUGGGUUUAGGCAUGAGGAGGGAGAUUGGUUCGUCUAAGAACAUCAGGGGUGGGGGGGGGGGGGGGGGGGGGUCAUGCCUUCGCCAUCCUAAAAUUCAAAAAAGAAAAGAAAAAGAUGUGCAGGAGUAAUGGCACUUCUGAUGUAUUUCUAGUGCGUAAAAGUUUGUACUUCUAUCAAUAGCGCUGACCUAAAGCGUUGGUUUUGGAGCAGUUGAGUCCAGAGAGCGGGCUGUUGUGGGGUCAGACUGGAGUGCACACCAGAGCUCCUGUUGUAAAUCGCCGUCAUCUUGUCUCAUACUUGUCCUCGCAAAUGCCCUCAUAAUGUUUACUCGUCUGUACUUACUCGUUUAAGUUAUGCAGCUCUAGCAUGUUGUUUUUAAGUACACGUUUUAUAAGAAGAUAUGUAAAGGUACUUCGUUUCAUGGAUCAGCUGACCUCUCAUUAACAUUUCCACCGAUUUGAUACAUUACUUUGUUUCAUGUAAAAUAACACUGCUGUACGUUCCAUAUCUACAACAGGAGCCAAUUUGGCAUUAUCAAAAAACAAAAAGCCAAUUUCUGAGAAUUCAAAUGUUAGAAUAGUGUUGCUCACAUAUGCAUUUGUUUGCAUUUUCAUAUUAAUACUGUUUUGUCCUGCAGCUAUUAGUGAUCCAUUUUAAAAGUAACUUAUCUUUUUUAGAAUUUUGUAUCCAUGUAUCAAGAAUAGAGUAUUUUUGUAAAACUAAACGUUUUAGUUUAUGCUCAUAGCAAAGAAUAUCAUUGCUGGUCUGUGGUCCUGAAAUGAACCGCAGGUUUAUUGUGAUUAUUAUAAGUGUGUGACUGAAAUCAAGCAGAUAUGUUGAAACUUAACUCUAAACUGGUUAAACAUUGACUUUACCCAACCUGUAUCCCAUAAUGCAAUGGACUAGGUUUUUCUUUUAUGUGUGUGUGGUUGUUUUUUUUUAAAUGUCAAGCAUCUCAAACGGCACUUUGACUCAUUUAUUGACUGUAGAUCAGGUUCGAGCGCAGUAGUGAUGUUUCCAAGCAUUCCAUUCCUCUUGGGGAGUUUAAGAGCACAUGACAGUAAUGCCUCUUAAAGCCAUACCACCACAGAAAGCCAACCUGUGACUUCAGUUUCAUGAAUGUAAAUGUUACCUCAUGGUGUGGACAUAGAGUUUGCUCUACAUCUAACAUCGGACCAAUUACAGUUUUUUUUUUUUUUUUUUAGAGAACAUAUAUUUUGAGGCAGAGAGGGUGGGGCGGAUUGGCACCAACUGUCAUUUGUAUCACUGUACAUUUGUCAGAUUGUUUUUGGAUUGUGGUGUAAUUUCAUGUUUGUUUUUUUCACGUCCAGUUGUUUCAUUUUGAGCAGUUCCAGGAUGCUCAGUCUGACUCUUCAAAUAGCCACUUCCACCUGACAAAACAUGUGAAACAUUAAUUUAAAUGGUGGUGAAGAUAGCACACAAAUCGUUACAAAAUAUCAGUUUUGUCCUUUUAAGUCAUGUAGAUGAAUAUCCGUGUAUAUUUAAAUGUGAAAUAUACUGCAGGGGUAUCUUGAACUUCAAUUGUGAUGCUUUCAACAGAACUGUGUGUGCCUUGAUAACUUAACUGUUACUCCGUUGUGUUUACCGGUGUCCCCUUUUUCGUGUCAUUUGCCAUUCGGCUCCUUGUCCUUUUUAUUCACGAGGACUGUUGAACAUCGAAACACCUUUCAGUGAAUUAUUAUUUCUAAACAAGCAGAGUGUGUGUGUGUGUGUGUGUGUGUGUGUGUGUGUGUGUACUUUAAUUUAACAUUUUCUCUUUGGAAAUCCAUUCCAGGAUAUCAGAGUAAGUACUCUCAAGAUAAUACUGUGCAGCUUCCAGUGAAUUGUCAACUUGUCUGUUACUUUCUGUUGAAAAAGGUUUUUCAUGCCUCCUGAGAUUUGUGUGUGGUAAAAGGGACGAGACCGCGGAGAUUGUUUUUUUUUUGGGAGAGCUGAUGUGCUUGUCAACAUUACUAUUGCUGUGAAACGCUUGAUCAAAAAGGAGUAACCAUGAUAAAUUAACUGUUAAUUGCCAAUAGUGUGAGCUGUAAUCUCGUGUGUAAUCAGUUUUGCUCACUUUUUCCUAGUUCGCUUUUUCUAUUUCACAUUCUCCAACAGUUCUGUUGUAUCCGUUCUGUGUAGCUUGAGCUUCGGUAUCUGGCCUUAAGACCCCGCGGUCGGGACGAAGGUCAACCCCAGUGUGUUAUCAUACAUCUGAACUAUUAACAUGUACUUUGCCUUGGUCUGGACAUUUGUAUACUCUUCUGUUUAUAUCUGUAAUCCUGCUGCUACAUUAAAUGAAUUAAUAAAAAUGUAAACGUCU
Messenger RNA from Anarrhichthys ocellatus (wolf-eel), 9144 nucleotides. RefSeq names its product nuclear factor of activated T-cells 5-like. The record is from RefSeq and is a predicted model, not a curated record. Gene Ontology annotation, molecular function: transcription factor binding; DNA-binding transcription factor activity, RNA polymerase II-specific; RNA polymerase II cis-regulatory region sequence-specific DNA binding. Gene Ontology annotation, cellular component: transcription regulator complex. Lineage: Eukaryota; Metazoa; Chordata; Actinopteri; Perciformes; Anarhichadidae. Gene Ontology annotation, biological process: cytokine production; calcineurin-NFAT signaling cascade; regulation of transcription by RNA polymerase II. The transcript has 12 exons. Bases 293 to 4840 code for a protein of 1515 amino acids.